AUGUCAUCGAACCUGGAUUCCUCAGCUCCACUUCGUCCAGAUGUCAUCGACCUGGAUAUCUCAGCUCCACUUCGUCUAGAUGUCAUCGACCUGGAUUCCUCAGCUCCGCUUCGGCCAGAUGUCAUCGUGUGGUGUUCUGUCUCAUUCCAGGAGGAACUCCAGACUGACCUGAAGCCCUUACAGGAGAAGCUGAAGGUCUUUAAUAAAGUUAAACAAACCUGUGAUCAAACUGCAGUGCACAUUAAGAGCCAGGCUCAGCACACAGAGAAGCAGAUUAAGGAGGAGUUUGAGAAACUUCACCAGUUUCUACGAGAGGAAGAGGAGGCCAGGAUAGCUGCUCUGAAAGAGGAAGAGAAGCAGAAGAGUCAGAAGAUGAAGGAGAAGAUUGAGCAGAUGAACAGAGAGAUAUCAUCACUUUCAGACACAAUCAAAGCCAUAGAGGAGGAGCUGAAAGAUGAAGACAUCUCAUUCCUGCAGGACUUCAAAACCACGAAGGAAAGAGCCCAGUGCACAAUGCCAGAUCCACAGCUGGUGUCAGGGGGGCUGAUAGACGUGGCCAAACACCUGGGAAACCUGAAGUUCAGAGUCUGGGAGAAGAUGCAGGAGAUCAUCAAACACACUCCUGUGAUUCUGGAUCCCAACACUGCAUCCUCCCGUCUCUCUCUGUCUGAUGAUCUGACCAGUGUGAGUCGAACUGACCCAGAGCAGCAGCUCCCUGACAGCCCUGAGAGAUUCAUGAAGUAUUCAACUAUUCUGGGCUCUAAGGGGUUCAGCUCAGGUAAACACAGCUGGGAGGUGGAGCUGGGUGACCGUCCUUGCUGGAUUAUGGGCGUGGCUAAAGAGUCAGUUGACAGGAAGGGGGAGCUGUUUGCAUCACCAAAGUAUGGAAUCUGGGCUAUACGGCAGGAUAGUGGUAAGUAUAGUAAUGGAAAGGGAGAGACUCUCCUCCUGAAGAAGAAACCCCAGAGGAUCAGAGUUCAGCUGGACUACGACCAGGGGGAGGUGUCCUUCUACGACUCCAAAGACAUGACACUCAUCUACACUCAUAAAGACACAUUCACUGAGACUCUCUACCCGUACUUCCAUAUUGGAUCAGCUGGUGAUGUGAAAAGCACUGGUGUUCAGAUCUGCCAAUCAGAGGUGUCAGCCCAUGUCAAUUAAACAUGUUGUAUUGGUUAAUUAGUCUAGUUAAUCUAGCCAGCUAUCUAAACUAGUCAUCAUGACCGAAUUACUAACCGUGCAUGCAGGGUACGUGCCCAGGGGCCCUGACCUCCAGGGAGACCCAAAUGAUUAUGUUGUGUGGAAUUGCAUGAAAUGAUGUGUAAAACUACAAAAUAAUUGUUCUUUAAUGCAAACUCAUAUGUUCACUUUUUGUGAAUAAAACUCUUGUUCUGCAACCAGA
Oncorhynchus keta (chum salmon) is the source of this 1402-nucleotide messenger RNA. Its product is annotated as nuclear factor 7, brain-like. The transcript has 6 exons. The coding region runs from base 1 to 1161 and encodes 386 amino acids. NCBI's taxonomy places the organism in Eukaryota, Metazoa, Chordata, Actinopteri, Salmoniformes, Salmonidae. Gene Ontology annotation, molecular function: protein binding. The record is from RefSeq and is a predicted model, not a curated record.